AUGCAACCCGUCUCAUUACUAUUCUGCUUAGCAUUAUGGUCUAGCUCAGCACUUGCCUUCUUCCCAUUUGUACCAGAAUGGUUAGAUCUGGGUCCCGAGAGCGAGGCCAAGAGAGCUCCUUCGGAGGAGGACUCGGGCGUUGUCUUUGAGAUUCACCAGCGCAGGGGCAGGCCCGUCGCGUCUCAAGAGGUUUCACGCCUCGCUGCGAAAUACGAUCGUCAUGGAGCUCUCGCACGCCGCAAAAACUCAUAUGCUGUAACCACUGCCACCACUCCGACCACCAGCAACGCGGCUGGCAUUAACCAGGAUGGCACCGACUACUCGUACUUUGUUCAAGUUGGGCUCGGUUCUAAAGGAACUAAGCUCUACAUGCUGGUCGACACGGGAGCCGGCUCUAGCUGGGUCAUGGGCACCGACUGCUCCAGCGACGCAUGCACCAAGCACGAUACUUUUGGCUCUGGGCAGUCCGACACCCUCACCAUUAGCGACAAGGACUUCGCCGUGGCCUAUGGAUCUGGAAAGGUCAGUGGCAAACUUGCUACUGAUACAAUUGCGCUUGCCGGCAUAAGCAUGAAAUAUCAGUUUGGUCUCGCCUCCACCACCUCGGACGACUUCAAGGACUUUGCAUUUGACGGCAUCCUGGGCCUGUCCAUGGGUGGCGGAUCUAGCGCCAACUUCCUCACUACACUGGCCUCGUCUUCCUCUAUCAAGAGCGCCGUCUUUGGCAUUUCCCUUAGUCGUGCUGCUGAUGGCGGCACGUCUGGUGAGAUCAAAUUUGGGGGCACAAAUUCGGCCAAGUACUCUGGUGACAUUACCUACACCUCUCUUGCAUCCAAGAGCGGCGAUUGGGCCAUCAAUCUUGAUGACAUGUCCUUCGACGGUAAAAAGGCUGGUGUUGGAGGCAAGUUUGCAUAUAUCGAUACCGGCACAACCUACAUUUUUGGUCCCGCGAGCAUCACCGACAAGCUUCAUGCCAUCAUUGACGGCUCUAAGAAGCAGGGCGCGUACUACAGUGUACCUUGCGACACGACGACACCCAUCACUGUUACAUUUUCUGGUGUCGAUUACCAAAUCCCUGCCAAGGAUUGGGUCGCACCAAAGGAUAAGGACGGGAACUGUUUUAGUAACAUCUACGGCCAGGAAGUCGUCAAGGAUUCCUGGCUGAUAGGUGCCACCUUUCUCAAAAACGUUUAUGCCGUCUUUGAUAAGGAUGGUAGCAGAAUAGGAUUUGCAAAGACUUCUGGUUCGGGUUCUUCUGCUUCUUCUACGUCAUCUUCUGCUACCCCCUCGGGAUCCUCGUCAGUGUUUUCAUCAUUGUCUUUAUCAUCAUCAUCUCUAGGCCCAACUUCUAACUCGGCCACACCUACUAGUAGUCCGUCAACCCUAGCCACCAAAACUUCGUCGGUGGGUGCAUCUGCCAGCAAGCCUUCACUUGGUCUUACUGGCCAGGAAAGCACUGGUUCUUCUGGCAGCCCAACUGCCUCAGGGGCCGAGGCCACCAAAACUGGUGACAAGGGCAACGGAGCGGCAUCUGUACUGGGUGCUCAAGGCGCUCAGCUUGCCUCCAUUGUCGGCGUCGCUGCUGUUCUCUUAUUAGUAUAG
Cordyceps fumosorosea ARSEF 2679 is the source of this 1602-nucleotide messenger RNA. Its product is annotated as Peptidase A1. NCBI's taxonomy places the organism in Eukaryota, Fungi, Ascomycota, Sordariomycetes, Hypocreales, Cordycipitaceae. Gene Ontology annotation, biological process: proteolysis. The record is from RefSeq and is a predicted model, not a curated record. Bases 1 to 1602 code for a protein of 533 amino acids. Gene Ontology annotation, molecular function: aspartic-type endopeptidase activity. The transcript is spliced from 3 exons.